Cladocopium goreaui is the source of this 6566-nucleotide messenger RNA. Lineage: Eukaryota; Dinophyceae; Suessiales; Symbiodiniaceae. The record is from the annotation of a GenBank genome assembly.
AUGACAUGGUAUCGUGGUCAGUGCAUGAUGCCGCAAGAUUUCCUGAAUAUGGGCAUGCCUGCGCUGGCUACCCCAAUACAGCCAAACAAUGCGGCAGCUGCAACUACCUGCCACCAACAAAAUAAGCCAAAGAAACGCCUGAUGUGCAUGACAUGGAAUGGUGGCGGUCUUGCCAGUCACAGACUUGACGAGGUAAAACAAUGGCUCCAGAUUCAACACAUCCAGAUUGCGGUAAUUGCGGAGACAAGAUGGACAUUCCAGUCCACCUGGAGUGAUCAAUCAUGGCACCACAUCCAUAGCGCUGAUCCAUCCCAUCGUGGAUCAGGGGUACUUGUACUAAUUGCCAAAAGCCUUUGCCCUGAGUCCAACCUCCGUUGGCAUGAGGUCAUACCGGGACGUUUAGUGCAUGUCCGUUUGAUGAUGCCAGCCCGCAACAUAGAUGUUCUUGGAUGUUACCAGCAUGUCUAUACCAGAGACACUACAUGUAAAUCCAAACGUGAGAGUUUUUGGAAAGCCUUGGACCAUCACCUUUCCAUGCUGCCAAAUAGGAAUACAUUAGUGAUUCUAGGAGACAUGAACUGUAGCCUCACUGAAUCCAAGGGCUGCUGUGGCUCAACCUGUUUCAGGUGGCAAAACCAAUUGCACCAGGGCUCAUUCCAUGCAGAUGCAGGACGUUUCACGUCCCUCCUGAAACUGCAUGGUCUUGUAGCGUUGAAUACGUGGGACCCAACAACAGGCCCAACAUUCUUGCAAAAUGGACAUGCCAGCAGGAUUGACUACAUUUGCACAAGGGCGCAAUUUGCAGAUGGCGGCGCCAAAUCACCAAAGAUCCUUUGGAAUGCCCCGUUUAUGCCUCUGACGCAGACAGGCCACGCCCCCAUCCUGGGGCACCUGCCACUGUACUGGAUCCCGCCUGACACACAGGUAAAUGGGCUGACUCCACAUCAGAGACAACAAGGCAGACUUGCUCAGAUGACCAAUACCAUGACCUGGCAGACCUUCAUGAACGCUGCCCCUGAUGCCAUUUGGAACCAACUGCAAACGGUCCUGACCUCAGAUUGCCAAGAACUUGACACUGUCCAUGUUACUGCGACACAUGAGUUCAAAAAGCAUUUUCCAGCCGUUAGCAAGACACUCUCACUUGCCCCAUGGCAAAAGAAUCCUGUGUUUUUUUCCAAAUGGACCCACCGUAAGUUGUUUCUGCAGGCCAAAUUACCUACCCUUAAUGCGCUUUUUGGGGUUUGGUUCCACUGGGCUAGAUUCCAAUCCUUGAAUCGUGAACAACGUAGGUAUGCCACCUUUUUGCGCAAGCAGAAAUUUGCAGAGACUGUUGCACUGGCACAGCAGGCGGCAAGCAGACAUGACACACAUCAACUGUUUGACAUCAUCAAUAGAUUUGCACCUAAGGCACCACUUCGAAAAAUGCAGCUUCGCAAUGAACAGGGCAUUCUAAUGACACCACCUGAGGAACGUAAGGUCCUGAUUGAUUUUGUCAAGACUACCUGGCAGGGGGAUCCCAUGAAGCCUUUGCCACUGGACAGGCCGAUACCGGUUCCCUUCACGGUUGAAGCUCUUGCGGAUGCACUGAGACGCAUUCCAUCGUCCAAAGCGGUAGCUCCCACAUGCGCUCCAGGACUUAUUUGGAACUCUGUGGCUGAUCUGAUUGCACCAACACUUCAUGCGAUUCUCACUAAGUGGUGGACCCCUUCAACACCAUGGAUACCAAUUAAUUGGCGUUCAGGAUGGCUUCAACUCAUCCCCAAACCCAAUAAACCUCCUACUAGACCGCAAAAUCUUAGACCCCUUGCACUCCAAUGUCCGGUUGGUAAGGCUGUGAUGGGGCUGAUCAUUCAACUUGCCACACAACAAGCAGACCCAGAGUUUCGAGCCUGGCCUCUUUGGGCCUUUUUAUCAGGUAGAUCGACGCAAGACCCACUGAAUAAAGUUGCAUCUCAUUGUAGACAGGUUCGGGAUUUGCUUACCACCCAAAAAUCCACGCCGCACUCCAGAGCCAUGAACAGACCAAUUUUUUCGGUAUUUGGGGGAUUGCAAAUUUUUGUAGAUCUUGAGAGAGCCUUUGACAGUGUCAACCGUACAAAAUUAUUCAGCAAACUGGCACAAGUUAGGAUCACUCCUGAUCUAGCACAACUCCUGCAAGGCUGGCACGUUGAAACUGACUAUUUUGUCACCCAUGCCGGCGUUUGCACUGCAGUCCCGGUCCAAAAAGGACUGAGACAAGGAUGUAAGGGUGCACCAUUUUUAUGGAACUGCCUUAUGACCCUUGUGAUGCAGAAACUCCAUCAAACUGUCUCAAUCCAGUGGAUCCGGAACCAUCUAUCGAUCUAUGCAGACGAUUGUCACAUAUGUGGCGUUUUUCGUAGCCAAGAGGACUUCCAGGCCCUCAUUCAAACCAUUGGUGUGUUUUUCCAGAUUCUGCAAGAUUUUGACCUGCGUUUGAAUCCACAUAAAUCCGUUGCCAUUCUGGAGAUUCAUGGACCUGGAAGCAAAAAAUUGCGCAGUCAACACGUGCAACGUGACAAUGCUGGAGAACGCCUGAAGAUCACGCUCAGAGGCCAAAAAGAUCUUUUGAUUCCAAUUGAAAAGCAAACAGUUUAUCUAGGCUGCAUAAUGGGAUAUCAUAGAUUUGAAGAUGCCACCACUUGGCACCGUGCCAAACUUGCACAUGUUGGGUUCCUUAGACUGCGACGCUGGCUCUGCAACAAACACCGUUUCUCAUUGCAGCACAGACUCCAACUUUGGCGCACCUGCAUUGUUCCCAUCAUGACAUAUGGGAUUUUUGCGGUAGGAAUCACCAGCAGAGGCACCAAACACUUGCUGAUACAGAUUACCAAGAUGUUACGGCUCAUUGUGCAUGAUCACCCGCAUCACACAGGUAAUUCCAAUGCAUUUGUUUUUCAGCAAUAUCCCAUUCCGAGCCCAGCGGAUGUUUUGACGGCCGCUGUGAAAUCCUUGCUCCAGUCUGUGGCCCAGCGACAAUUGACGUGGAGACCAGAUACCGUGGCAAACAGCCUCGAUUGGACACCACUUGCCCAAUUUCCGCAAUUAAUUGCGACAACCCAGGCAGCCAUAUCAUUGCACCGUGUCGAGACUGCUCUCUCUGGAGAGGCCAUCCUACUUGGACCACCAGCCUGCACCGGAGUCCUGACCAACAUGGCCUUGCCAGCACCUGCCCCUGCAUCCAAAAGAGGAGACACCAUGUUGACAGCGCAGGAACUGCAAUUGCUUUUGAAUCAGCCUUGGGGCCAACGGGUAUUGCAGCUCAUUGCAGAUGAUGCAUUGGACAAUCUUGAACGUGAACAGGAAGCAUGUCAGUAUCUAUCCAGAUACUGCUGUCUUUGUGGACAUCAUUUGCACCGCACCCAGGACGUCCACUUGCAUUUUAAAACUGAACAUGCUGCCUACUGGGACCACGUACCCCAGAAAGCCUUGGUUCUCACAAAUUUGCACAGCUCCGAUGGUCCUUGCCCACACUGCGGGGGAUAUUUUCGCCAGCACAAGUGCCCUGUCUGGACGCAAAUCUCUGUCUUGAUGUUGCACGGCGCAGGACUGAUGGCCUCUGAUCAGAUGCUCCCACCUGACGUGGUCCAUCGAUGCGAGGUAUGCCUUGAGGUGCUGCCUGACAUACAGGCACUGACACAGCAUUUGAAAACCAAACAUGGACUUGCCGGCAUUUCCUAUAAUGUGGCACGCGACAGUUUGAGCGGCCAGGCGGCUUGCGCCCACUGUGGGAAGCCAAUGAGCUCAAUGGAAUCCUUGCGCAGCCACAUAGUGCAAGGACAUUGCCCCAGUUUCAACCCCCUGGCAACUGCAGAAACACUGGAGCUUGAUCCUGAAUGGGUUGACAUUUGCCUCCAUGGCAACGCCUUUGCCAAGCUCAGAGCCCCAAUGUCCAGACUUCAUUUGACCUUGCGCUGCUUGCACUGCCCACAAACCUACAAACGGGCAGGAGACCUUGCCAAUCAUUUGAUGACCAGCCACUCCCGUUUAUGGCGCUGGUCUCAACGCUUGACGCUGCUUUUGGUCGAAUUGAUUUUUGCACGACAUGGGUGCAUGUGCAACCCACAGAUCAACCAAGUUCGACAGAACCACAUCUGUUUGCCCCUUAGGCAGCUUGCUAUGGCCUACCACCGCCUGGAUCCAGCUCCAUUCAUGCCUGUGCCCAUCACAGAGAAUGUGCUCAACCACUUGUUGCACAGUUCCAUACCUAGGGACAGCCGUUUUGCUCUGAUUCAACUUUUUGUGGACAGACGAUUUGCUGAUUUGUGGAAACUGCCGCAGGUACGACAGAUGCUGAGCACCGCAUGCCUGAUGUGCGGCCAUGCCCAAGAACCAGGUUUGAUUUGCCGACAUUUCUUUGAGGCGCACAUGUGCACACAUCAGUUUGUGGAGUUUUACAUGGAAACACUGCUGCCGAUGAUGCAACAAGAGCUCACGACAGAUUACAGAUGUGAUUUGUGUGGCCAGAUUUUUAAUUUGCCAGCAUCGGAUCCAGUCAAUCCAGAUGCUACCAGAGCAGGUCAGGUUCAAACCCAUUUACAAGGGAACUGCCCGGGCGACUUGGCGAUGAGUGGCUGGGAUUGGAACACCCAGCAACAGAUACGGGACACCUUCUCGUACCUGGCGCCAAUCUUCGACAAGUCCCUGCAGCUGCAACCCAAUCCGAAGCCUCAGAAGAAGGCCAAGAAGAUCACGCUCUGCAAGGAACAGACCCGGCACAUCUCCAGAGAUACCUCCUGGCCCUGGGCCAAUCUUGUCCUACGACACGAUCACAGCUUGAGCUUGCUGCAAAGCACAGACUCUUUCAUACUUUUCUUUCAGCAGGACAAGGAGGGCUCACUACAGGGGUUGCUUCAGGAGACGCAGAAAUGGCAGAUGCAGCGACAGCAAUCUCCGUCCCUGCAACAGCCACCUCUGAGACAACACCUGAGCCAAUGGUUUCUGCUGGACAUGCUGAACCGAGUGACCAAGGUCUCCGAGAGCAAGCCGGGCGACCCCCUGUACCAAGCAUGCCUGGACAAGAAUCUCAUUCAGGAAGACAUGAGCUGGACGUAUCUGAGAUGGGAUGCAAACCAGAAGAAACUGCUGGUGGACAAGAAAAAGGCUGUCUCGAUGGGCAAAAUGCUCCAGCACAUACAGGAGUUGAUCGAGGACUUCAAAGACCCGACGCUGGUGGUGAAGUUCCAGGGAUUGGCAACCAGCACACAGCAGCCCACGAUCCCGUGGAAACUUCAACUGAACAUGCGCAUGGACAGGCCCUACGAUCUUCUCCACACCCUGACACACAAUGCGUCAACUGACGCGACAGGUGCAGAGCAUGCUCCCACGACCCAAAGGAGGGGGCAAGGGGAAGAGCAAACACAAGGGCAAAGCUCAGACCACAUCGACAUCCUGACAAUUGACGAACAAUUUGCCUUGCGUCGGCUGACUUCAAAGAUGACCUUGGCCAAUGACGCAAGUUGGUGCUAUGCCAACACAAUGAUGUUUGGAAUGCUGUGGACGCUUCUGAGUCUGAAUCGGGCCGAUGCUGCUGAUUGGGGGCCGCACUUCAAGUCACUGCAGCAAUUCAUUCAUGAUAGCAUGCAUCAACCUGUAAUGCUCAAACAAUAUCCAUGGUUCAAUCAGUUGCUUGAGUGCUGGGGCAUGCCACAAACCCAACAGGAUUGUGGUGAGUUUGUUCGAGCUGCUUUACAUUGGCUUAGCUCUCCAUGUGUUGACAUGAGCUGGGAACGACGUUUUGCGCACGCUGACCAAACAUGUUGCCAUGACCGUGGCACUGCAGAGAUGCCAUUGAUUUUGCAAUUUGUGGAUGAUCAUGUAAACCUACCUUUUUGCAAGCUUGAAACGUUGAUUGGCCCCUGGCAUCAGGCUGCUGGCAUGAAGACAGGCCUUUUGCAUGGGGCGCCGAUCCUUUGCGUGCAAAUUGAGAGGAUGAUUGACAGUAACCCUGACCAGAUCGAGAAAUGCAGUUGUGCUAUUGACCUUGACCAUGAAACCAUGAUUCCCAUUUUCAUUCAUGCUGGAACACAGUGCGAGCUGCUCAGCUACAUCCCAGUAGCUGCCGCGGCCCAUUUGGGCACUGAUGGCGCAGGGCAUUAUCAGGCCCUCCUGAAGAUCCAACCUACAGUGGUGAAGGAGACAAGCCCUGUGAAAUGGCUUGUCACUCAGGACAACAUGAGUCCUCAGGCAUGCUGGACGGUCCCUGCCGCGAUCAGCCAGAACCUGACACUGAUAUGGAUGGUUCGUACAGAUUGCCUGCAAUUGCCGCCAUAUACUGAGUUGCCCAUGGAGACACCAGAUCCGGAUGUACAUGACGUGGGAGGCCUUUUGGCCCUGCUUUCCAAAACUGCUGAUGCCAAAGGCCCUGGGUCAAAAGCACCAUCCGACACAAUGCAAUGAAACUUUUUCUUUCUCCGAUGCCAAUCUGAAUUUUCCAGAUGUUUUGCGAUGACCUGCACAAAUCGAGAAGUGUAGGAACAUGGGUUUCAGCCUUCAGAUUCCAUUAAGCACAUGGAACCGGCAAUAGCCGCUGGCUGGCACAGACCUUA